Lotus japonicus is the source of this 594-nucleotide messenger RNA. RefSeq lists its product as uncharacterized. Lineage: Eukaryota; Viridiplantae; Streptophyta; Magnoliopsida; Fabales; Fabaceae. The transcript has 2 exons. The record is from RefSeq and is a predicted model, not a curated record. The coding region runs from base 64 to 579 and encodes 171 amino acids.
AUUUUACAAGAUAAAGGACAGUUGGUAAGAACAAGAAAUGUCCCAACGAUUGAAGCAGUGGCAAUGUUUUUGCACAUCCUUGCUCACAACCUAAAGUACAGAGUAGUGCACUUUACCUAUUAUAGAUCCAAAGAAACAAUAAGUAGGCAAUUCAACAAUGUCCUACGAGCUGUGAUGAAAGUGAGUGGGGAAUAUUUGAAGUUUCAAGACCAUAAUAAUCUAGAGGGCUCUGAGGCAUACAAAUGGAGAUGGUUUCAGAAUUCGAUUGGAGCACUUGAUGGGACACAUAUUCCAGUAACAGUGGCAGCAGAAGAUAAACCUAGAUACCGUAAGGGUGACAUCUCUACGAAUGUGUUAGGGGUUUGUGGUCCAGAUUUAAAGUUAUGUUGUGUCUGUUAUCUGUUUGUAACAGUGGCAGCAGAAGAUAAACCUACAUAUUUGUUUGUUGUGUCUGUUAUCUGUUUUUCCAUUUCGUAUGUGUUUCUUGUUUAUUUCUGUAGUUGCUUUGUUCUGUUGUGUGUGUUGGCUCACUUGGAAGAGUCUUGUUUCCAAGCUUUUUAUCCUAUUAAUAUUAAUUGAAUGAUUGAUCAGAAC